AUGGGUCAAUCACAUUCCAAGGGCGGCUCUAGCUCCGGCGACCCAUUGCAGUCGUACCCUUCCUUCACUCGUUCGGACACCCAAGAGUCUCGACGCUCCCUUCGCGGCUCGAUUCGGUCCAAGAUUAGGAGUAGCGAUAGUCCUCGCGCGUCUCUCACGGGGUUGUCUCGGACGGAUAGCCAGACAGACAAGUCGGAUACAGGGUCAGUGAAGUCGGCAAAGUCGGCCAAGUCGACUGGAAGUCGACGCGAUUCCAACCCUCAGAGCCCGGGAUCGGAGGAUGCCGGUGCCCAGUCCGAUGUUCCCGACCCCCCGCCGUCACCUUCGAUGUCCAACAGUCUGAAAAAGGGCCACAAGGACGUGAACGAGAUGCAGGCGAGUGGGGAGGUCGAUCAUGUUUCGGAUGUACCCCCGACCGGUGGCGCUCCGGAGAAGGAGAAACCGAAGGCCGUCGAAUCGAUCCUUAUCAAGCGCGAUAACCAGCUCAACCCUAUCUUGGAUUUCAUCAUGAAUGCUCCCUUGGAGACUAGUGGGUCGCCUGGAAUGGGAAUGGGGGCUCUGAAGUCCAUUGACCUGGACGACAUGAUCUCGCGCCUGCUGGAUGCCGGCUACUCGACCAAGGUCACCAAGACUGUCUGCCUGAAAAAUGCAGAGAUCACCGCGAUUUGCGGAGCGGCUCGAGAGCUCUUCCUUUCGCAGCCGGCACUGCUGGAGCUGUCGGCUCCGGUGAAGAUCGUUGGUGACGUGCACGGUCAAUAUACCGAUCUUAUCCGACUGUUCGAGAUGUGCGGCUUCCCUCCGAACUCAAACUAUCUCUUCCUAGGUGACUAUGUCGACCGUGGGAAGCAGAGCUUGGAAACCAUCUUGCUGCUUCUGUGCUAUAAGCUCAAGUACCCAGAGAACUUCUUCCUCUUGCGAGGCAACCACGAAUGCGCCAACGUCACCCGUGUGUAUGGGUUCUAUGAUGAGUGUAAGCGCCGUUGCAACAUCAAGGUCUGGAAGACCUUCAUAGACACCUUCAACUGCCUCCCCAUUGCUUCCAUCGUUGCUGGAAAGAUCUUCUGUGUCCACGGCGGUCUGUCCCCUAGUCUGUCGCACAUGGACGAUAUCCGAGGCAUCGCUCGUCCCACUGACGUGCCGGAUUAUGGGUUGCUCAACGAUCUUCUCUGGAGUGAUCCGGCAGAUAUGGAGGAAGAUUGGGAACCCAACGAGCGUGGAGUUAGUUACUGUUUCGGCAAGCAGGUUAUUAUGAAUUUCUUGCAGCGUCACGAUUUCGAUCUGGUUUGCCGUGCUCAUAUGGUUGUCGAGGACGGGUAUGAAUUCUAUCAGGAUCGGGUUCUGGUCACGGUUUUCUCUGCUCCUAACUACUGCGGUGAAUUCGAUAACUGGGGUGCGAUCAUGUCGGUUUCCGGUGAGCUGCUCUGUAGCUUCGAACUCUUGAAACCCUUGGAUUCGGCUGCCUUGAAAAAUCAUAUCAAGAAGGGCCGGAACAAGCGGAACAGUAUCUUGAGUAGUCCUCCUGCGCCUGUAUCAGCCCAAAGUUACUAA
Molecule: messenger RNA, 1548 nt
Organism: Aspergillus ruber CBS 135680
Lineage: Eukaryota; Fungi; Ascomycota; Eurotiomycetes; Eurotiales; Aspergillaceae
Gene: phzA
Product: putative serine/threonine protein phosphatase
Exons: 3
Coding region: 1-1548 (515 amino acids)
Cellular component (GO): nucleus; cytoplasm
Molecular function (GO): protein serine/threonine phosphatase activity
Source: RefSeq, a predicted model, not a curated record